Messenger RNA from Lottia gigantea (owl limpet), 942 nucleotides. RefSeq lists its product as hypothetical. The coding region runs from base 1 to 942 and encodes 313 amino acids. The transcript is spliced from 7 exons. The record is from RefSeq and is a predicted model, not a curated record. NCBI's taxonomy places the organism in Eukaryota, Metazoa, Mollusca, Gastropoda, Lottiidae. Gene Ontology annotation, molecular function: zinc ion binding.
AUGGUUCAAGUACCUGAAUGUAUUAAUGGAGAAUGGAUAUAUCAAAAACCAGUAUGUAAACCCACAGAGUGCCCACAAGGUGUGAAUAUCAGUAACUCGGAUGCUGUAACAGAAUCGAGAAAUAUUGAUGAAGUUUUUCCUUUUAAAUGUUUUAAUUACAUAAAUGGUCUGACGGGAGCUCAGAGAUGUGGUGAAGAUGGUAAAUGGAUAGAAGAGCAAGCUUGUCCAGCAGUUGUAUACCAGGGUAAAUAUGUGGAGGUAUCUGAAUAUCUCACAGUUGUAUCAACCAAUUGUUCUGAAGCGUGUCUUAACGAUACCCAGUGUAGCGCUUCCUUGUCAAUAGCUGUUAUGUGUCCACAAGGUGUGAAUAUCAUUAACUCAGAUGCUGUAACAGAAUCCGGUAUUUUUGGUGAUAAUUUUACUUUUAACUGUCCUGAAAUUAAUCAGCUGACAGAAAAUAAUUAUACGGGUACUCUGUUGUGUGGUGAAGAUGGUAAAUGGAUAGUACAGCAAGCUUGUCCAGAUUUGGUCAAUGAUACAACAAUGUAUGUGAGAGCUCUGUGUCAGGCAUCCAUGAAGAAGAUGAACUACCAAGUUUUUAUUUGUUUCUCAAAGGAAAAUGAAGAGCAACAUUCCAUAGACUACGCUUAUUGUCAGUGUCCAAUUGGGGCAGCACAAGCUUGUAGCCAUAUCGGAGCUCUGUUGUUUGCUUUGAAAGAUCUAUGUCCACAAUCUGUAACAGGUGCAUCAUGUACAUCUACCCUUUGUACCUGGAAUGUUCCUCGAGGAGAAGCCAAACCCCUUCCAGUCAGUGCAUUCAACCGGGGAAAUGAAGACAGUAAUUUUGACCCAAGGCAUAGUUUGGACAGACAGAAUGAUAUGGAAAAGACCUUAACUGCACUACAAGGUCUAAAAGAGAUUUUCCCCAGAACAGGUAAAUGA